AAAAAGAAAAAAAGACACCAAGAGUGCAAGUGGACGUCCCGAUUCUCCUGGAGCGUCUUGAAGCGGCUGUAAUUUUACCGUGGAGCCCCUGUUUUUGUUUGUUAAUUGGUGGUAAUCCCUAAAGACUGUUUUGGGAUUUUCCCUCUCCUCUUAAUAAUUGUAGUAAUAAUAAUAUUUUUUUUAAAAAUUGAGAGAAAAUGGCUCCCCCUCUUCCUCUGAACCCAACUUUCCUACCUCCAACCUACGGCGUGCUGAAGUCUCUGCUGGAAAACCCUCUUAAGCUACCGCUGCAUCAAGAAGACGCAUUUUGUAAAGAAAAAGACAAAGAAAAAAAGCUGGACGAUGACAACAGCAAUGCCACUGUGCCACAGUCAGCGUUCUUGGGUCCUACAUUAUGGGACAAAACACUUCCGUACGAUGGUGACACUUUCCAGUUGGAAUACAUGGACCUGGAAGAAUUUCUCUCGGAAAAUGGCAUUCCACCCAGCCCUGCUCAGCAUGACCACAGCCCACACCAACCAGCUAUCCAGCAAGCUACCUCAGCAGCACCUUCUGUCAUGGACCUCAGCAGCAGAGCAUCCACGUCGGUUCACUCGACCAUGGUCUCUCAAAACUGCAUGCAGACUCCAGUCAGGCCAGGUGCCAUCUUGUCCACAAGUCGUAACACACCAAGUCCCAUCGAUCCCGAAACUAUUCAGGUUCCCGUGGGGUAUGAACCAGACCCUGCCGAUCUUGCCCUUUCAAGCAUUCCUGGCCAGGAGAUAUUUGACCCUCGUAAACGCAAGUUCUCUGAGGAGGAGCUCAAGCCCCAGCCAAUGAUUAAGAAAGCCCGCAAAGUCUUCAUUCCAGAGGAUCUGAAGGAUGACAAAUACUGGGCAAGACGUCGAAAGAACAACAUGGCUGCCAAGCGUUCUAGGGAUGCCCGGAGGCUGAAGGAGAACCAGAUUGCCAUUCGCGCCUCAUUCCUGGAGAAGGAGAACUCGGCACUGCGCCAGGAGGUGGCAGAUUUACGGAAAGAGCUGGGCAAAUGCAAGAACGUGCUGGCCAAAUACGAAGCCCGGCAUGGCCCUCUGUAAAUGGCGUGGUCCCUUUCUGUCCCCUAUCCCCCCUUUUGUGGGUUGGCUUUUGAAUAUAUGGACAGUGUGUUUCCUGUUUGAUAGCACCACACCCAAACCAACCUUUCAGUCGUCAGCACUUUACCGGAAAAGCAGAAACAAAACCAAUGUACAACUUUGUUGUGUGUGUGUGUGUGUGUGUGUAUGUAUGUCUGUGUGUGCGUGCACAUCUCAGCAUGUCCUACUUUUUUUAAAAAAACCCUCUAUGCAGGGUGAUGUUUUUACUUGGACUGCUGAGACCUGCCAUAGUAAGCUUUUUAUUCUAUAUAAAACGAUUUUUCCUCAGUGUUGCUUCGAAUAGGUAUUUCCCCCCCCUCUUCUUUUCCUUUACCGCCUUCUUGAUUUAACUUGGAAAACAAACAAACAAGGAAUGCUGGCCGAAAUGGAAGAGAAACAAGGGAGGGCUAAAAGGUAGAUCGUUUUUCAAGCUGAUGUUUUAAGAUAGAGCUAAUCAGACAAAAAAAAAAUUAAGUUGCUAACAAAUAUGCACAGACAAUAUUCUAGUGCUAUACUGCGGAAAUAUUAAUUUAUAGACUGCUUCUUUUGUUUGUUUGUUUGUUUGUAUGUUUGUGUUUUUAAGGUUUUGGUUAAUGAGUAUCUUCAGAUUCACAAUCCCCAUUGCGGUCGCUAGUCCCCCUCCGGGUAGAUCUCAGAAGGAACUGUGAUGUUUCUUUUCAUCACCGUAAGACCCAAAUAGAUAGAUAGAGAACGGAGUGCAGUAUUUUGCACGGCCUGAACAUAAGCAAUAAUCCUACCGUACACUGGUGCAUGUCACUUACAAUGUGGCCAGUGGACAUAGGAUGACUCCCUUCCCUUAUAAUGUUUUAAUGGUGUUUUUUUUUUAAAAAAACACAGAAGUGAUACUCAUUGAUAGCCUGCUCUGAGGAGCAGCGAGGUAAAAAGCCUGUUCCAGAGACCCGUGCGGGUUGGUCUG
This is a messenger RNA of Gekko japonicus, 2049 nucleotides long. RefSeq names its product hepatic leukemia factor (gene HLF). Gene Ontology annotation, biological process: regulation of transcription by RNA polymerase II. The record is from RefSeq and is a predicted model, not a curated record. Gene Ontology annotation, molecular function: RNA polymerase II cis-regulatory region sequence-specific DNA binding; DNA-binding transcription factor activity, RNA polymerase II-specific. Lineage: Eukaryota; Metazoa; Chordata; Lepidosauria; Squamata; Gekkonidae. Gene Ontology annotation, cellular component: nucleus. The transcript has 4 exons. Bases 198 to 1076 code for a protein of 292 amino acids.